CAAAAUAAUGUAGAGGUAUCGUGUUGUACGCUCGGCCAAUCAUAACUCAGGUGAGGCUAUCUGGCUUGUGUGUCGGUCCGUGAGUCUACGGGGGAUGCGCCGACGGUCUCUAUAUAAAGGGUGUCAUCUCUAACCCCGGACACUCGUUCCACCACCAACAGGCCGCAAACGUCUCUGUACCAACGCGUUAGUCGUACACGACCGCGAUUUCUCUUCUUCUUCUUCUUCUUCCUAUUAUUAUUAUUAUUCUAUUGUAUCCGUGAGAAGAAUUCGACACACGGAGCCAACUCCCCCAGUUGAUAGUCAACGUUGCCCCCCACGUCACUUACGAUAAUGACCCUGUUAUCAUCUCUGUACGUGUUGCCGUUCCUCUGCAACUACGUAUUGGUGUCAUCGUCGAUAUUGACUCCUCUGAAGGCCGACGGUAGCCUAAGGAUCUUCAAGGAUCCGUCCAGCGAUUUCGACUACGUGCUGAAGAGACACAGCAACGGGGAUGGUCGUUCAGAGGAUUCUGAUUUAAAGGAACGACGAAGCAACCCGGGUUCUUCGUUCAUCAGAUACGGUCGCAGCGAUCCGGAUGGUAACGUGGAGAAAAUUUUGAACGGUGACGAUGGUAGCUCGAAAGUAAACAGGUAUCCUCGUUGGAAAUCACCGGACAUCGUGAUCAGAUUCGGUCGAUCUGGAUUCAGAACGAUGAACAGUGACAGAGAGUAUAAACGAGGAAGAAAUGAUUUGAAUUUUAUUAGAUACGGCCGAAACGUGCAAGUCUACCCGUUGGAGAUCGACAUGACAUCCGUGUGUUCAGAUCUAUUGUCAAACGAAGAAUCGAAGGAUAAUUAUUCUUAUGAAACGAGGUUGCUUCGUUUGUGCAACAUUCUGAACAACAUCGAUGCCGAUCACAGGAACAGUCUGGACUUCUUAGAGGAAAGGAUCGACUCGAAACACGAUUAAAAACCGUGGUCGAUCAUUAUCUCGCGCAAAUUCAUCGGAGUUUCUGUCGCUUGGCACAAGAUACAUGGCGGCCCAACUUCCGGAACACCUCACCGCAUUGGAUCCUGAAAUUCCAACGAGCAACCUUAUUAUCAGCCGAUAUAAUAUAUUGAAUUAUGGAUGAAAAGAAAGAGUACUUAUCGUUUUACUGAAAGCGUCUUUUACUGAUCUUCCACCGGUGAAGCUCCGCUUUUAAUUUUCUUCUGUAAAUGCAUCGCGGUUCUGUCGAUCCUGCGUAAUGCAAUCCUUCAGGUAAAAUGAUUGAAUGUCUUUGAUCGUGGAUCAAAGAUAAAUUAUUUCUUGCACAUUUUACACGAAUUCGAGUUACUUGGUAUGAUUUUAUUUGUUUUUGGGAAUUUUUUUUUUUUUCAGCAGCAGAAUGAAAUUUAUCAAAGAAAGUCGUUAUUAAUUAUUAAUUACUAAUUAUCGAAUGGCUGAUAAACAAUGUUGUUCCACGACGUUUCUUCUGGGUACUUUAAUGUGCAUCCACCUCCGUAUUCAAUGUACAUAUAAAGUUUAAUCAUUAGUUUCGAUAUCGGUGACGCGAAUCGAAUCAUUGAACGUUUCACUACGAGAUAGCAUCGUCAUUGUUAACGACAAUUCGUCGUUUCAUUUUGAAAAAUUGCUAGGUACAAGGAACAACGGAGCUUGUAUGCUUUCUAUACACUUGAAUAAUUUUAUGAAUAAAAUUUGAAUUGUAUCCA
This is a messenger RNA of Osmia lignaria (orchard mason bee), 1694 nucleotides long. Its product is annotated as FMRFamide-related peptides. The record is from RefSeq and is a predicted model, not a curated record. Lineage: Eukaryota; Metazoa; Arthropoda; Insecta; Hymenoptera; Megachilidae.